Messenger RNA from Zymoseptoria tritici IPO323, 1437 nucleotides. RefSeq names its product mannosyltransferase alg2-like protein. NCBI's taxonomy places the organism in Eukaryota, Fungi, Ascomycota, Dothideomycetes, Mycosphaerellales, Mycosphaerellaceae. Gene Ontology annotation, molecular function: alpha-1,3-mannosyltransferase activity; GDP-Man:Man(1)GlcNAc(2)-PP-Dol alpha-1,3-mannosyltransferase activity. The record is from RefSeq and is a predicted model, not a curated record. Bases 1 to 1437 code for a protein of 478 amino acids. The transcript has 2 exons.
AUGGCGACGAGACGGAACAUCGUCUUUGUCCACCCCGACCUUGGCAUCGGCGGAGCGGAACGUCUCAUCAUCGACGCCGCCGUGGGUUUGCAGUCCAAUGGGCACAAAAUCACCAUCUUGACCUCCUACCGCGACACGAAUCACUGCUUUGAAGAGGCCCGCGACGGCACCCUCGACGUCCGAGUCCGCGGCGACGCCAUCUUUCCGCCCUCCCUCUUCGGUCGAUUCGCGAUCCUCUGUACUAUCCUCCGCCAGCUCUCCCUCGUCGCCAGCACCGUUCCUCGCGAGUUACCUACCCUCGUCCCGGAUGUCAUCAUCGUCGAUCAGCUCAGCGCGUGCAUACCGUUCUUCCGUCUGCUGUACCCGAAAGCGAAAGUGCUGUUCUAUGGACACUACCCGGAUCGACUGCUGGUGCAGCAAGAGGUGGGAAGUCUCAGGAAGGUGCUGAAGAAGCUGUAUCGCCUACCAUUCGAUGCAUUCGAGGGAUGGAGCACGGGUUGUGCAGACGGAGUGGUGGUGAACAGCAAGUACACGAGGAGUGUAUUCCGGCAGACAUUCCCGGAUAUGAAGAAGAGGGAGUUGAAAGUGGUAUACCCUUGCGUGGAUACCAGUGAGGAUGAGGGAGCAACCCGAGAUAACAGCGCACCACUCCUACCAAACAGAAAGAUCCUCCUCAGCAUCAACCGCUUCGAACGAAAGAAAAACCUCGCCCUCGCCAUCAACGCCUACGCCGGCCUCGCCCCCUCCGAACGCUCCCAAUCCACCCUCAUCCUCGCCGGCGGCUUCGACCCCCGCAACGCCGAAAACGCCCUCACGCACACCAAUCUCCAAUCCCUCGCCGACUCCCUCCGCCUCACACACGCCACCCUCCGCUCGCCUUCCAUCUCCACUCUCACCACCUCCCCAGAAACAGACCAACAAGCGAAUAUCCUCUUCCUCCUCUCCAUUCCAUCCUCCCUCAAAUCCACCCUCCUCCAACAAGCGAAGAUAUUAAUCUACACCCCUUCCAACGAACACUUCGGCAUCGUCCCUCUCGAAGCCAUGCUAUCCCGCACCCCCGUGCUAGCGACCAAUACCGGCGGCCCUCUGGAGACGAUCUACGACGGCCGAACAGGCUGGCUGCGAAGUCCGGAGAAAGUCGACGCUUGGACGGAUGUUCUUCGCAAGGGACUUAUUUCGAGUUCGGAGGAGUCACUGCGUAAGAUGGGAGAGAUGGGAAGGGAAAGGGUGUUGAAGGAGUUUAGCCGGGAGAAGAUGACUAGGGAGUUGGAAGGGGAGGUGGAGAGGUUGAUUCAGAUGCCGGGGAGAUUGAGGCCGGGGGUGAUGCCGGAGUGGAUGAUUAUCCCGUUUGUGGGGUUGUUGGUGUUGGGAAUGUUGGUGUUGUUGGCGUUGGUGAUGAUGGUGUUGGGGAUGGGUGUGAAUCGGAUUCAUGGGUAG